Molecule: messenger RNA, 642 nt
Organism: Rhipicephalus sanguineus (brown dog tick)
Lineage: Eukaryota; Metazoa; Arthropoda; Arachnida; Ixodida; Ixodidae
Product: cytochrome P450 3A19-like
Exons: 4
Coding region: 142-465 (107 amino acids)
Molecular function (GO): oxidoreductase activity, acting on paired donors, with incorporation or reduction of molecular oxygen; iron ion binding; monooxygenase activity
Source: RefSeq, a predicted model, not a curated record
ACGUACGACAACCUCGGUGAACUCACGUACCUGAACCAAGUGCUGUCAGAAUCGCUAAGACUCUAUCCUACGCUUCCAGGAUCGGUGCGCAGGAGAUGUGACCAAGACUGCGAGUACAACGGGGUUCGCAUCCUCAAAGGCAUGAAUGUUUUUGUUCCCACCCUGGAUAUACACUACGAUCCCGCACUGUGGCCAGAACCCGAAAAGUUUGACCCUGAACGAUUCAGCAAAGCCAACAAGGCUGGCAUACAUCCCAUGUCGUACUUUCCCUAUGGACUCGGGCCGCGGAAGUGCCUAGCGUCGGCACUCUCGCAAGUGGUGAUCGCUCUCGCAAUGGCCCUUCUUGUGACGAAAUACAGGUUACUGCCCUGCAUCAAGUACAUCGACGAGCCGCCAAAAUAUGCUGCAGCGACGUUGCUGGGCUAUCCCAAGGAAGGUAUCUGGCUGAAACUGGAAAAACUUUAAGGGAUGAACAAGAAAAUGUGAAUCAACGUCCGUUUUUUUUUUUUUUUUUUUUCUGUGGAAGCGCCAUCGUCGUUAUCGUUUGCAUUCAAGCAGCGAGCUGCACUUUCAACUCCCCGCGUGGCCGAACUCAAUUGCGCGUGUUCUGUUCUCCCACCUCACCGCUGAAAUCACUCGUCA